AUGGUCUACCUCAGUCUGCUCGCGGAAACGCCCUCAGCGGCUGAACCAAGCAUCUUCCCCCGUGACGAUGACAAGGACGACGCCGAACUCUACCCAGAAGAACGCCAAAACGUCAGUUACUUCAGUAACUACUACUUCCUCCUCAUCAUCCUCGCAGUCCUCAUCCUUGUCACAGCAUGGCUCAUCCAUAGCCGCAACGUCCGACGUCGGGCGCUCUCGAGUCAGAACGGGCAGCAGGCAUCGGCGAGAGACGUGGAAGCCUGGCCUGGCACACGGAGGCUGCUACACGGACGUUACGGGGCCACCAACUCUGUUCUCCUUCGCCCAACUGAGGGACUGGAUGAGCAUGGAGAAGCGCCGCCGCCCUAUCAGCCAAAGUCUGAGGUAUCUUCUACGACUAUCGCUAUACCACUUCGAGUCCUAUCAGCAAACGAGAGCGAGCGAUCACUGCCGCCGCAGUAUAAAGCGCAGCCAUGA
Molecule: messenger RNA, 477 nt
Organism: Alternaria incomplexa
Lineage: Eukaryota; Fungi; Ascomycota; Dothideomycetes; Pleosporales; Pleosporaceae
Exons: 1
Coding region: 1-477 (158 amino acids)
Source: RefSeq, a predicted model, not a curated record